Molecule: messenger RNA, 1804 nt
Organism: Varroa destructor (honeybee mite)
Lineage: Eukaryota; Metazoa; Arthropoda; Arachnida; Mesostigmata; Varroidae
Product: dual specificity mitogen-activated protein kinase kinase 4-like
Biological process (GO): MAPK cascade; protein phosphorylation
Molecular function (GO): JUN kinase kinase activity; ATP binding
Source: RefSeq, a predicted model, not a curated record
AUUGAAAGAUAAAUCGGAAUGUCUUGCAUCGUACUUGCAUUACUAGUACUGCUCUAUUGGGGGUAGUUAUGGUAGUAGCGAUGCCAAUUUGUCCAGCGGUACGGAGUAACAACCAAUCCAUGGGAUAGAACCCCCAGACCAUACACUGCACUGAAUACAGAAUAAUAUAUCUUAGCAAAUUUAUGUAACUGUCAGCUCAUGAUGACGACAACGAUGAUAUUGGUGACAAAUUAACCAAGGAUGCGCACUCCGGUUCUGAAGAACAAAUGAAUCGUCGAGAACAACUUCGACUUUCGUUCGGCAGCGGCCGCACUCGGGAAAGGCCGCGGGCAGAAAUGUUUCCUGCGACAACAACCAUUGUUACACAGGAUGCGAUGUCUCAUCAAUGGCUACCUACACAGCCCGCGGGUUCGGGCACUCUUCGUCUCUCACCUGCCGUUGAAUUUGGUGCUACCGCAGAAGAUCUGAAGGAUCUCGGAGAGAUUGGCGCCGGAAAUUUCGGUUGCGUCAAUCGAAUGAAGCACAAAAGCGGCCUUGAAAUGGCUGUUAAACGAAUCCGGAUGACGAUAGAUGAACAGGGCCAAAAAAAGCUCAACACCGAGCUAGAUAUUGUCAUGAAAAAUGAUAACGAUUUUACCUAUAUAGUGCAGUUUUAUGGGACGCUGUUUCGAGAAGGCGACUGCUGGAUCUGUAUGGAGUUGAUGGAUACCUCAUUGCACGAGCUUUACCGGCGUGUGUUCAGUCGGGGACAGCGUAUGCCAGAGGAAGUGCUUGCCCAAGUAGCGUACAGUACAGUCAAAGCCCUAGCUUACCUUAAAGGCACGCUUCAAAUGAUCCACCGAGAUAUUAAGCCUAGCAAUAUUUUGCUCAAUCGAAAGGGAGAAAUUAAAAUGUGCGAUUUUGGUAUUUCGGGCCGUCUAAUUGACUCGAUUGCGAAGACGCGCGACGCUGGCUGCCAGGCCUACAUGGCCCCAGAACGAAUAGACCCCACGAAAGCUGCCCACGGGUAUGACGUGCGAUCAGACGUUUGGAGUUUGGGCAUCACGUUGAUCGAGGUCUCGCUUGGCCGUUUCCCCUACCCGGAGUUCAAGACUGUCUUUGAACAGCUCAAUUGCGUGGUAUCGGGCGAUCCGCCACGUCUGCGCGACAGUGACGGCUUCAGCCCGCAUUAUACGAACUUUGUUAAUCAGUGUCUGAUACGAGACUUCGAGCACCGGCCAAAAUACGAUGCGUUAUUGCUCACACCACUGUUGGCCAAUUUGCGCAGGGAUACGGAAGUAGUGGCGCGAUUUCUCAACACCGUUCUACCCCCGCCCCCACCACUUCCGCCCAAACCUCCACAACUUCAACAAUAACAGCAGCAGCAGCAGCAGCAAAUGCUCACCAACGAAGCUAGGGAGUUAGGGCUGUUCUAGUGCCGUUCAGGCGCGUGGACUGCCCCCAAAAAAUCGGGGCAUUCUGCCGUACUCAGGUGCACAAGCCAAGAUGAGUAUAAAAAGGGGGCGGGUAUUGUCGAUAAUAACGAAAACGAAAUGACGACGAUGAUGAUAAAGAACAUUAAGAUGACCAUGUAAUUAUAUUAUUAAUAAUAUAAUUUCUAUUAAUUAAUUUGAAUGAAAUUAAAUUAAGAUAAAACGACAAACUAAAUAUGGCGUGUGUUUAUUUCAAAUAUACAGAAGCGCAUACGAUGUCCGUAAAAAGAACGUCGUAUUUAUGAUGGCUAUAUAUGAGAGGCUUUCGUGCGAUUUAAAUUAGAUGUACAUUUUCUGUGCCCCUUGGACAGACUUGACAAUGUAUCAGAAUA